CCACCUUGUUCGUUCCCGUCUCCUCCAGCUCGUCGCCGGAGCCCGGCAAAGCCUGGGCCCUCUGCGAGGGCUUCAAAUGGCCCUCUGCCCCGUUCUUUCUUCCUCCUAGUGUCGCGCCGUCAUGCAGAUCCAGCCCUGUAGUGAUCCUCAUCUUCACCUCGGCAGCAUGAAGGUCAAGCUCGAGAUCCCUGCUAAGACGGCCAUGGAGCCGUCGCGGUCCCUGCCGCGGAGCGCGAGCGAGCUCGCCGACCCGCCGUCGCCGUUCAGCUCCAACCCCGCUCACCACCCCGUCUCCAUGCCCACCACGCCCGCCGGGGCGUCGUCGUCGGCGUCGGCGUCCUUCGGCUGCAUCGCGGCCAGGCCCGCCACCGACUCGCCGCCGUCCACGCCCAGCAGGGCGAGGUCGUCCAAGCCCACCACGCCGGCGGCGGCCGCGGCGGCAUACUACGCGUCGCUGUGGUCGCCCAGGAGGCUCAUGCAGCGCGCCGCCCGCGCGUUCCGCAGCAGCAGGUCGCGCCGCGUGAGGGCGGACAAGGACGCCGGCGAGGAGCGGGCUUCCUCGCCCACCAGCAGGGUCUCCGACGAGGCCAGAGCCGCGUCCGUCGUAGGUGCUGGUGGUGCCACAGAGAUCGCCGGCGGCGAUGGCCACGGCGACGGCGCGGGCAUUGUGCAGCAGCAGCAGGAGGAGGAGGAGCGCCACGACCACCCCGAGGUCGUCCCCGAGAAGAUCAUACACGAGAUGAACCAUCACGCGCCGCCGGUCUUCGUGACGGAAGAAGAUGGUGAGUGCGGGGCGAAGACGACGCCGGCGGAGGAGAAGGAGACAACCCCUGCCGCCGCCGCCGCCACCGUCGAGGAGGAUGUGGAGUCCCCCAAGAAAGGAGCGGCGCUGAUGACUCUAGAGCCUGCACCGGAGGCUGCCGUCACCACCGCCGAGGAGGUGGCGGACAAGUUCGUGACGGUGGUGAAGAAGGCGAUCAGGAAGCACGAGGAGGAGCAGGGCGAGAAGAAGGGGGCGGCGGGGAAGUUCCAGCUGGGCAGCCGGGUGAAGACGGCGAUGGAGGCGCGGCCGGAGUCGGAGCAGCCGCAGCGCCGCGAGGUGGCGCGCAGCAACGACGUGAUCGAGGAGGCGCGCAGCAAGCUGCUGGAGAAGCGCCAGUGCAGCAGGGUCAGGGCGCUCGUCGGCGCCUUCGAGACCGUCAUGGAGGCCGCCGCCGCCGGCACGCCGCGGAACGGCACCCCGCGCCACGGCUCCUGCAAGUCGGCCUAAACGAGACCAACCCCGCAGCGACGAUGACGUGUCUUUGCCUCGAUUAAUUCCGUUUCCCGGUCAGCCGCCGCGUGCACGGCGCUCAUUAAUUAAUCUCUAUUACUGCUACUAAUUAACCCCCACGGUUGAUUUGUGGUCGCACUGCGUAUAGCGUCAUGGAGUUCGUCGUGUCGUGUUAUACGGAGGAGGAGUAUUUUGUAUAAGGAAG
Setaria italica (foxtail millet) is the source of this 1478-nucleotide messenger RNA. Its product is annotated as homeobox protein ARX. The transcript has 2 exons. The record is from RefSeq and is a predicted model, not a curated record. NCBI's taxonomy places the organism in Eukaryota, Viridiplantae, Streptophyta, Magnoliopsida, Poales, Poaceae. Gene Ontology annotation, molecular function: calmodulin binding. The coding region runs from base 122 to 1270 and encodes 382 amino acids.